AGUGCACCAAUCGCUAUUGCUCGCCAUCAGGGCAAAUGCUGCGCGAACUGUGAUGCGCGCUGAGCCAGUCACUGCCAGUGAUGGUGAUGGUCAUCUGCGGAGUGUGAAGGCCCUCUAAAAUGCGCCUCAGGCAUGCACGCACGGAUAGCCCCAGGCAUCGCAAUGUUCGCGUACGGUUCCGAGGUAACGUAGACAUGUAAUAUGCGAGUGCCGAGACUCAUUUCACGGUGAAAAUCUGGCGUGAACGGUGCCGGGGCGGGUCGGGGUUGGGGGUCAUGGCGUCGGCUGACACCCCAGCUAGCCACGGGCACUCAUUUGCCAAGAAGACAUUUCACAAGCCGACCUAUUGUCACCACUGCACCGACAUGCUAUGGGGCCUCAUCCAGCAGGGCUACAUCUGCGAAGUUUGCAACUUCGUAGUACACGACCGAUGCCUGAAGACCGUAAUUUCGCCCUGCUCCAGCAUUGCGGCAAGCUUAAUCAAGAACCCAGUAGCCCAUUGCUGGUCUGAACAAGUCCACCAUAAAAGAAAGUUUUGUAACGUCUGCCGCAAAAGACUUGAAGAUAGCCUAGCCAUACAUUGUGAAAUCUGUGAGUACUUUGUACACUGCGACUGCCAGGACUUUGCGGUGGCCGACUGCAAGGAGAAUGCAACGUACAUUCCGGGCAAGAGCCUGGCACGAGUGCACCACGAGCACCACUGGCGCGAGGGCAAUCUGCCGCCCAACAACUCCAAGUGCGCCGUUUGCAAGAAGACCUGCUGGUCGGCCGAGUGCCUCGCCGGUUAUCGCUGCGAGUGGUGCGGCAUUACUUCGCAUGCUGGUUGUCGCAAACAUAUUCCAAACGAGUGCAACUUUGGCAAUUUGGAGCCGAUCUAUCUGCCACCGCAUGCCGUCAGCAUUCCAAGAACAGAAGUACCCAUGGAGGCCAUUAUUGGUGUGCAGGUCAGGCGAAAGGAAACCAUGUCACCUCGCAGCAUUUCGGAAGAGUUCAGCAGCACGGACAAGAGUCACAAAGAAAAGGACGAUAUGCCAACUGGCAAAGAAAAGAAAGAUAAGGAAGACAAGGAUGAAGAGAUGAUAAAGGUCUAUGAUGGCAAUAAUUCGUUGCGAAGAAGGAUAUUCAGAGUUAUCACUGUCUCCCGGUUAGCAAGCACAGAACACAUAUUGAAUACAGCUCUCCGCGCCUUUCAUAUUACUAAAGAUUUGGGUAAUUUUUAUUUAACCGAUCUUUACGCGUCAGAAGAAACGCCACUCAGUGAUCCAUGUCCUGUCAUGAACUUACACAGGAAAGAAGGCAAGCGUCCAGCUGUCUUCCUCCGGUUCAAGGAUAGGGAUAAUGAUAGCGGAGAGGUGCGCGUCUACCCGGGAAAGCUGCAAGUUCCGGUUCCGUUCUGCACGGUGCAAGUGAACGCGCAGACCACAAUCGACGAUCUCAUUCGCGAAGCGCUCAACACGUUCGGACUCGAGAACCUGAAGAGCGAAGACUUGAGAUUGAGUGAAAUUCUGUUGGACAGAGGUGUAUCGGAAAGAGUACUGGACCGACAAGAAAAGCCUUGGGAAAUUGUGAAGCAGCUGGGAGCAGAAUCGAUACGACAGAUGGAAUUGAUGAGGUUUUACUUGCAAAUGAAGCAGGACCCUCAUGGACCUAACCUGGCCUUAUUUGUGGGAAAUCUGCCUACAGGCCUGUCGGAAAGAAACUAUGAGAACGUGCUGUUGCAAUUCCUCGGGAAAGAAAAUAGAUUUUCAUCGAUUGGCCCAAUAUAUUACGAAUACGGGUCGAUGGUGAUCACUUAUGAGGAUUCGUCUACGGCUGUAAGGGCGCUUUACAAGCUGAGGGAAUCUUCCUAUGAGGAUAAGCACUUGUUAGUGAUGCUUCUACCGAACGUAGAGCCGAGCAUGGUUCCGGGUGACGUGCAGCCUCUGCUGGUGUUUGUGAACGUCAAGUCGGGCGGCUGCCAGGGACUCGAACUCAUCUCAAGCUUCCGAAAGCUGCUCAAUCCUUACCAGGUCUUCGAUCUCGACAACGGCGGACCAUUACCUGGGCUAUACGUGUUCCGGCACAUAAAAGACUACAAGAUAUUAGUUUGUGGUGGUGAUGGCACGGUGGGGUGGGUGCUGCAAUGCUUGGACAAUGUCGGCCAGGACAGUGAGUGUUCUUCACCGCCCUGUGCAAUUGUCCCUCUUGGAACAGGCAACGAUUUGGCCAGAGUGCUGAGAUGGGGCCCAGGCUACACUGGGGGUGAGGACCCCCUCAAUCUGCUGCGAGACGUGAUCGACGCUGAGGAGAUCCGAUUGGAUCGGUGGACAGUUGUCUUCCACCCUGAGGACAAGGGUGAUAAAGCCGAUCCUGGCAUACAAGUGGCCAAUGCCACAGGUCAAGCAGCUACAGGCACGACAAAUGAGGACAAUUCUCACAUACUUGUGAUGAAUAACUAUUUUGGUCUCGGUAUCGAUGCUGAUCUAUGCCUAGAUUUCCACAAUGCGCGAGUCGAGAACCCCGACAAGUUCAAUAGCAGGUUGCACAACAAGAGUGUGUACGUGCGAAUGGGAUUGAAGAAGAUGGUGAGCCACAAAAUGUGCAAAGAUUUGCACCGGGAAGUGAAGCUGGAGGUUGAUGGUCGGCCGGUCGAACUUCCGCCCGUCGAAGGCAUCAUCAUCCUCAAUAUUCUCAGUUGGGGAUCCGGUGCUAACCCGUGGGGUCCGGAAAAGGAGGAUCAAUUCUCGAAGCCCAACCACUGGGAUGGCAUGCUGGAAAUAGUCGGCGUGACUGGUGUUGUGCAUCUUGGUCAAAUUCAGUCAGGAAUUCGGUCGGCUAUGCGUAUUGCUCAGGGUGGUCAUAUUAAGAUUUAUCUUAAUGCAGACAUUCCAGUACAGGUCGAUGGUGAACCAUGGAUCCAGGGAGCUGGUAAUAUUGUUGUCCUCAAAUCCGCUUUGAAGGCAACCAUGCUGAAGAAAAUAAAGAUCAAGCGACGGAAUACUGAGCCCAACAUCUUGCCGGCGAACGGGGAGGGGGGGCGCAGUGAUGACUAACCACCUCCCCCUCUAACUUCUCCUCUUCUCCUCCAGACAUAGCAAGCGUUUUGCUCUCUCUCUCUCUCACUCUCUAUUAUCAGCUGAUAAUUAGCCAGGAAUUGCCACCUCUCACUUGUUACAGUACACUGCAUGUACUCUGCACGCGGUAACCCAGGGCUAGGGCAGAUACAGUAGUGUCAUUAAUUUCGCUCAUUUGUAGCUCGACUUAUUAAUGCAUCAAAGCCUCAAUUAUUCAGAUUCUUCUACUAAGACAAACUUGUUUCCACCCUCACAUUUUAGUUUCUAUUUAUGCUAUGGGCAUUCCGUUUCAAUACAAUAAUAAUUUAAAUUAGUAGCCCUGCUUGACAUGCAUGAUCUCUAUUCAUUUUUGGCUUCAAGAGCUGUUCUGAUUUUUAACCUAGCUUAAAUUUUUGGCCAGGGCAUUUUUGUACAGUUAUCAGAAAUUGGAGAAAAAACUUCUCACUAUUCUGUUCUCAAAUUUAGUAACCCAUCCAUUACCAUUUUUCUCAUUAGAAAACAUUUUUCCAAAUUAUAUAAAUUUGACGACUUCUUGUACAGUAUAAUUGAUUUCUUUCUGGAUUAGAUGGGGAAAUCAGGUUUUCUUUAAAGUUGAAGUUUCAAGGAGAAAAAACAUUGAAUUUAAUUGAAUAUUGAUAUCAAUAUUAAAAAAACACAAUUAAAUAACUCACAAUAACAAAAAUUAAAUAGCUCAUACAGUGUUGAAUUUCAAUGACAUCUAAAUCUAUUUGAUUAUAAAAUAUAAUAUUUUAAAUUUAUCUUCUCCUAAUGUCUUCUAAUUAUUAUUAAAAAUAUUUUACCAUAACUUAGCUCAGCAUGGUUUCAGCUAUUAAUGCAAGAAUUUAAAAUAAUACUUGAUUUUAAAUACAAUUCACAUAAAAUAAUAUGGAAUAAAAUGAAAUUAAAGUAAAACAUGAAACAUGUCAUGUACAUUAAAUAAUAUAAAACAUAAAAUAAAGUAUUAUGUACAUCAAAUAAAAAUUCAUCUUUUUAAAUGGUGACUCUAAAUUAGGACAGCAAUGGUUUCAGCUAUCGAUACAAGAAUUGAUAAUGAAAUAGCAAAUUUAAACCUACAUCAAGUUAUAAGAAGCGUAAAAUGAAAUUUCAUGUGCAUCAAAUAUUACGAAACAUGAAAUAAAGAAGGCUAUAGUGUAUAUUAAGUAAACAUUUUUCUUUCUAGGAUUUUCACUAAUUAGAGGUUUCAAUUCGAAUAUUUUUAUGAUACUAGUUAUUUUGACUGCUUUGAGAACCACCUGUAGAUUUAAAUUGAGCUAGUGACAUGAAGGUUCACAAUUUAGAAGAGUGAAACUAUUUUGAAGUAGCGAUGGUGAGAGCAUAGCAUUGCAUUGCAUUGCAGAUGCACCGGUUGUGAGUGACGCUUGUUGGCACUGAUGUAUGUUUUGUUCUGUUCCCUGCCCUGCUGUCCAUUUCCCAUGACCAUUAGGCGACCAUGCUGAAGAAAAUGAAGGGCAAAAUGAAGCGCCGCAACACGGAGACAUUCAUGGUGCAGUCGCCAGGCAGCCAGUUGGCGCUUCGCCUGCCAGAGGAGAACUCAGCCUUCUGAGGGUGGUGGAGCCGCUUCAUUCGAUGCUCCUCCUCUUGAUCUCAUCUCAGACCGCGUGUGCGCGUGCGUUUGCUGUGCGUGACAGUGACCAAUACACACACACACUUUUCUAUCUCGUCAAGUUAACCUUACAUUAAGCUAGUUUGUAAGCAUAUAGGGCAUGAGUUACACUGAACGUUUCAACAUAUUCUACUACUGUAUUAUUCAAUUAUAAAAAUAAAUUUGGAAAAUUCAAAAAUAGAUUUAUAACUGUAACGAAGUGGAAUAUGUGUUGAGAAAUUUAUAUUGUAAUUUAUUACAGUAAAGUAUGGUAUUUUACCAAAACUGGACUAAGCUAUGAGCGAACUAUGCCUGUAUGUAGGCUAAAGUAUUUACUUUCGCGCUACUCACUAGACCUUGUUGUUGAUGUAAAUUAACUAAUAUUAUGCAUGCAUUAUUACACUGUUUUACUCUCUGGUUACUUCUAUGGAUAUAGUUUAUUUCUGUUGUACAAACAACUAUCCAAAUCAAAGCAUUUGGCUGUUUGCUCUACUCUGUGUUAAGCUACAUUCAAACUGCCAAAAGGAAUUCUGCUUGCUAGCAACUUGUUCUAUGGACUUGGCAUGUUGGAAACAGUUGCGAGUACAGCAUUGCAGCAGAUGUCAAUUCAGUUCAUUCUAGUAGUUCGUGCAGUAUUGAUUUCUAAUCAUUUUCAAGUGAAAAUUUAUUGUUCAAAAGCUGUUGAUGUUAAUGAUACAUUUCAACUCCUAAUACAUGCACUUAUUAAAACAGUAUUAGAGUUUAUAUAGAAGGGGUAAAGUGCUUCUUCAAACAAAUUCAACUUUUCUUUUAGUCUUUUAGACUACAACAUUGAUAAUGGAUGUUGAUAUUGGAAUAAUCAUGAGGAAGUUCCUCAUCAAUUUAAAAGUCCACUCAUAGCGACAAAAUGAAUGUGUCUCACUAGCUCGCCUUUUUUCAAAUAAGGUUGUAUGAUGGAAUGUAAAAGGAUAAGCGUAAUUUUGAACCCAGAAUUCUUCCCAAUCUUAUGUGCUACUUGUAUCAUAUGGUGUCUUAUUAUUGUACACGAUAACAUUUUUUAUGAGAGUGUAAGCAUUUGCCUGUUGCAAUUGCUGUACAAAAGUGGGGCACCAGAAUGAUGCAAGUAGCUAAUCAGCUCUCUGAUUUUGGCUUUGAACAGGGCUAGUCGGUGAAAUGUACUUAUGUGACGACCUUACCGAAUGCUGACAGACAUGUAAUGUAUCAUACAUCUUAGCAUAUCUAAGCUGAAGUGUGAAUCAAAUGUGGCCAGUGAACUGUAACUGCGUUGGUGCACUUAAUGGUGGUGUGUGUAAGUAGU
Messenger RNA from Nilaparvata lugens (brown planthopper), 5953 nucleotides. Its product is annotated as diacylglycerol kinase theta. Bases 276 to 3032 code for a protein of 918 amino acids. The transcript has 19 exons. Gene Ontology annotation, biological process: lipid phosphorylation; intracellular signal transduction; diacylglycerol metabolic process. The record is from RefSeq and is a predicted model, not a curated record. Gene Ontology annotation, molecular function: RNA binding; ATP-dependent diacylglycerol kinase activity. NCBI's taxonomy places the organism in Eukaryota, Metazoa, Arthropoda, Insecta, Hemiptera, Delphacidae.